AUGAGCUUGCUCCCCACGGCACGGACGAUGUGGUUCACUGGCGUGGUCAUGGCUUCAGUUUACGGCGUGAUCAGCGUGUUGGGGCUAAUCGGCAACAUCACGCUCAUCAAGACCUUCUGCUCCGCCAAAUCCAUCCGCAAUGUGCCCAAUCUCUUCAUGUCCAGUCUCGCGCUCGGGGACGUUGUACUGCUGGUGACCUGCGCUCCGGUGGAUGCCAGCCGCUACCUGUCAGAGGAGUGGCUGUUCGGGAGGGUGGGCUGUAAAGUCAUCCCCUUCAUUCAGCUCACUUCGGUCGGGGUGUCCGUGUUCACUCUCACUGCCCUCUCUGCUGACAGGUACAAGGCCAUCGUGAAGCCCCUGGACAUCCAAACGUCAAGCACCACUACCAGCAUUUUCCUGCGGGUGGCCCUCAUCUGGCUCCUGUCCCUGGUGCUGGCUAUCCCUGAGGCCGUCUUCUCUGACCUCCACACCUUCAACGUACCCUCCACCAAUGAGAGCUUUGUCACCUGCGCCCCUUAUCCCAAUGCAGGGGAACUGCACCCCAAGAUCCACUCCAUGGCCUCCUUCCUCAUUUUCUACGUCAUUCCCCUGCUGGUCAUAUCCGUGUACUACACAUUCAUCGCCCGGAGCCUGAUGAGGAGCGCCUCAAACCUGCCCGUGGAGGGGAACUUGCAUGCAAGACGACAGGUUGCAUCCAGAAAGCGCUUAGCCAAGACCGUGCUGGUGUUUGUUGGCCUGUUUGCCGUGUGCUGGCUUCCUUGUCACGUCAUCUACUUAUACCGCUCUUAUCACUACUCCCAGGUGGACAUUUCCCUGGUUCACUUUGUGUGCAGUGUCGUCGCUCGCUUCCUGGCCUUCAGCAACUCCUGCCUCAACCCGUUUGCCCUGUACCUCCUGAGCGACACCUUCCAGAAGCAGUUCAACCAGCAGCUGUGCUGCUGCUGUCGUAUGAUCCUCAGAUGCUCCGCGCAGAGCCCGACUCAUUACAACACGCGUGUGACGUCUGUCCGCAGCACACAUCAGUCGGUGGGGAGCCGCAGCAUGAUCAACGGCAGACGGGUGUGUCAGGAGGACUGCAUGUAA
Messenger RNA from Pseudoliparis swirei, 1083 nucleotides. RefSeq names its product gastrin-releasing peptide receptor (gene grpr). Gene Ontology annotation, molecular function: G protein-coupled peptide receptor activity. NCBI's taxonomy places the organism in Eukaryota, Metazoa, Chordata, Actinopteri, Perciformes, Liparidae. The transcript is spliced from 5 exons. The record is from RefSeq and is a predicted model, not a curated record. Gene Ontology annotation, cellular component: membrane. Bases 1 to 1083 code for a protein of 360 amino acids. Gene Ontology annotation, biological process: G protein-coupled receptor signaling pathway.